AUGACUCGAAUAUUUUUGCUUUUAUAUUCAUUUUAUUUGCUAAUUAUUAAUUAUGGAUGUUUGGCCAUGUCGAUUUCGGCACUCAAUUCAUCGCAAGCCAUUUUGAAGUGUCCACCAGCAGAGCAAUUUAUCAGGUUGGUUUGGGGGGAUCUUAUAACCUGAGCAACGCUAAAAAAAAGUGAGAACGAAAAAAAAAAUUAUAUACCGUAGUUCUUGGUCGCGACGAGACCAUGUGUGUGUUUCGGGUGCUGCGCCUUUCAAAAACUACGGUGUUUUUUUGUUUUUUUUUCCGCGGAUCUUCGCGAAGCUUCGAGGUUUUCGAUUUUUCUACAUGGAAAAAAGGCAGAAAUCAAGGAACAUUGAUAACAAAACGAAGAAUGGAGAUGGUCUAACCUUUUUUAAAGCAAGAAACACCAUAAAAAACGAUUUUCAAAUGUUUUAUUGAGAAAAAACGCGUUUUCCCUUCAAAAUUGCGAAAAUAAAGCAAAUUCAUCUUUAAAUUUGUUCUAACUCAACCCAAAACCUUUUCCUGAAAAAAAGAUUUGCUCGCAUUAAUUUAUGCACUUUUUCCUCCUGGCCAUGAAUAUUGCGUGUAUGUUCAUACGACUUUGCUCAAGCGAGCGGAAAUAUGCGCUUUUCUAGUACGACUUCACAAUAAAUAUUGUUGUGAUGAAUGAAAAACAAGAAAAUUAUGCAUUUAUGAAAAAUGCGGCCACGUGGAAAAGUGUACAGCUUUUCCAUUCUUCUUUUUUUUGAAUUUGAACACAAAUUAAAUUUGAAAGAAAAAGAGCAAACGCAAAAAAUGGCUCCCAAUUAGUAAUUUAAUUCAUUUCGGAAAUUGUGAAACUUCUCUCAAGUUCAAAAGCUCAUGAAAAAUUCAUAGAAACCUCAUCAAAAUUUCAGAACCCAUAUGGCUCCGGAUUUCGAGACUCCGAGAUUAGUUCGAAAGUUGAAAUGGUUUCAAGAUGACUCAUUAGUUGCCUCAUAUCAACAAGUGAGUUUUUUUUUUUGCCUCAGGGAAAAAAGGCAGGAAUUUUCUUUUUCUCUCUCUUAAAUUCGAUUUUGAACACUGAAAAGACAGAUUUCUCUUCUUUCUUUCUUUGUUGUGUUUUUUCUCUUCAUUUUCUGUUCAAAAAAAAAAAUAUACGUAUAUAGGAGAAAAGGGAAAAAGUGAAAAGUUGAGCCUUUUAGAGGAGCAGGAAAAAAAUGAAAAGCAAAACUCAUCAUCGAUGUUGUUAUGGGUUUUUUUUCGUUUUGUUUUUAGUUUGAAAAAUGGUGGAAAUUUUGGGAUCGGGGCUGAAAAUUGUCUGAAAAUAUUAGAAAAAAUUCAUCUACAAAAUUUUAAAAAAUUUACAAGUUAGGUGGAAUUUAAAUAGAAUUAGCAAUUUUUUUCGAAAAUAUAACGGAGCAUGUUGAAAUUUUUUUAUGAUUCUAAAAAUUUUUGACAGUUAUGAUUCUAAAAAAAAGUUUUCUGGCGCCAAAAUUUGAUCUACAGUAAGUUUUUUCGUGAUUGGACCAGAAAAAUUGUUAAAUUUUUAGAGUUAAAAUUUGAUCUACAGUAGAUCAUUUUUUGGUGCCAAUAAUUACAGUUACCCAGGGCUUUUUUGAUGGCUAAAAAUGUGAAUUUUCAAGUUUUGAGCUUCUGAGUUUUGGGAAUUCGAAAAUAAUUCAAAACACAUUGCUCAUGUUAGAAAAUAAUUCAACAAAAAAAAGUUAAAUCCAAAAUUUUUAUCGGUAGAAAAAAAAAAUUUUAAUUUUUUUUUGACAAAAAAUUUUCGCUUCAGCAAAUGUGACCAUUGCUCAUGUUAAAAAUUACAGUAACCCAGGGCCUAUUCAGUUUUUGAUCUACAAAAAUGACCUUUUUCAAAAUAGUGUGACCAUUGCUCAUGUUAGAAAAUAAUUCAACAAAAAUCAAAUUCAACAUUUUAAUGGGGCGAUUGAGGUAGAAAAAAAAUUAAUUUAAAAAAUUUUUUUGACAAAAAAUUUCGAUACAGAAAAUGUCAAAAAUAGGAAAAAAUAUAGUUUUAGACAUUUGCUGAAUCGAAAUUUUUUGUAAAAAUUUAAAAAAAUGAUUUUUCUGACUUGAAUAAUGUUUCAAAUUAUUUUUCAUUGAACCUUAACUCAACUCCAAAACCAUUGCUCAUGUUAGAAAAAAUAUUCCUCAAAAUUCCCACCCAGUUCCAAAAGUAUCUAUAUAUGUAUACCUAGACACAUUUUCGUACCUCCUCUCACACCAAAAUAGAUGGACCUUCCUUCUUAAUGGUCAACAAAUAAUUGGAUUUUUUUUUUCGUGUUGGUCCACACACACACAUCUACUAAAUCCAAUUAUACCAUCAUCAUAAGUGACGGAGAAAAAGAUACAUCAUUAUUAUUAUUAUUACACUUUAUUAGUCUUGAGCACAGCCCAAAACCAUAUGGUUUUUCUAACUCGAUAAUUACUCCUAUGAAAUCCAAAAAAUGUCCAAAUUUUUCCUUUUCUUGCGCAAUUAAGCAUGUUUCCGCAAACAAAACAAAAAGCACAAAUGAAAUAAUGAAUUGCUCAGAUCAAAUUUCACCACCACUACUAUACUAAUAUUGAAUUGAAUAUCGUUUAAAAUACACCUGUAAAUGGGAAUGGGUUCAAGUGGUUUGCUAUUUGCACUUUUUUCUAUUGAGCUAGCAGCUCUUUUAAAUAUCUAAAUGAGUCAAUUGUUGGGGAGGAAUGACAGGAAAUUGUUUGAAUGGAAUUUGAAAGAAUGAAGAAGAAAUGAUGAUUGAGAAGGAAUUUGUGAAGUUCAAGAUUAUUUUUUUUAUUAGUCAGAGAAAAUAUUUUGAGGAAGGAUAGGGAUUUCACGUCGUGCCACAACAGAGGGAAAAGAUAAUUUCGUGGAGACGCAGACAUUUUGUGUGGUCUCGCAGCGAUUCACCUGAGGGACCGGAGAGAGUACGGUUUGAAGCUUGGUCUCGCAGCGAUUCACCUGAGGAACCGGGGAUAGUACGGUUUCGGCAAUUGGUCUCGCAGCGAUUCACCUGAGGGGCCGCGGAGGAGUACGGUGUCUUUUUUCUCUGCGUCUCCUCGGAUUUGUCAGAAUCAGAAAUGAGCUAUGACGUGGCGAAUUUCUGAAAUUCAGAUUCGAGAAUUUUUUUAGAGAAAAAAUAUUUUUGAUCUACCAGAAAAUUUUUGUAAAUUUUGAAGUCUAGCGAUUUCAGCCACACAUUGUUUUCUGCAAAAUUAUAUAGAUUCUGAAACCAAAUUUUUUUUUUAUUUCCAUUUUCGCCACGUCAUAACUCAUUUUCAAAAUUUUACAGCGGAAAAAAGAUCUGAAAACUUCACAGUGUGUAACUUCCAGAAAUUCCAGAAUUUUUGAAACCAAUGGAAAAGUUAGAGUAAAUAUUUUUGAUCUGAAAAAAAUGAAAAUUUUUGUAAAUUUCGAAGUCUAGCGAUUUGAGGCACACUUUGUUUUCUGAAAAUUAUUUUCAAUUUCCACUUUGCCAUGUCAUAACUCAUUUUCAAAAUUGAGCUUAAAUCAUUUUUUGACAUCGGAAAGAAGAUCUGAAAACUUCACAGUCUGUAACGUCCAAAAAAGCUAGAGAUUUAGAGAAAAAUAUUUUUGAUCUACCAGAAAAAUUUGGAAAAUUUUGAAGUCUAGCGAUUUGAGGCACACAUUGUUUUCUGAAUUUCCAACUUUGCCACGUCAUAACUCAUUUUCAAAAAUGAGCUUAAUCCUUUUUGACAUCGGCAAAAAUAUCUGUAGGUCAAAACCUUCGGUGCAUAAUUUCUCCAACCCUCAACAUUUUUCUGGUAUUCAGAUCAAAAAUAUUUUUCAUAUUUUUUCUCUAAAUUCCCUUCCGCGCUUGAGAUCCACGUGGAUUCGAGCUCCUUUAAAAAAAAUCUAUUUUCGCUCUCAACUUCCCCCCCCCCCCCGUCAUUUCUUCUACUACAAGAAACAAAAUCCGAUUUCCUGCCUGAUUGCUCUUUUGCCAUCUCUAAUGUAAAAGUAAUUGCCGGAAAUCGAAUCCGCUCCUCAACUCUUUGCCUCCUACGUAAAUAGUAUCCAUGUGUUAAGCCAUUCAAAGGCCAGGUGUAUUUUUGGGGGGAUAAUCCCCGAAGGAAGUUACGUAAUUUGUCGUUUGGUGUUUGCACACACACAUUUCAAAAUGAAUAAAUAAUUAGGUGUUAGCUUUGUGUGUUAGCCAACAAUGGGGAGGUACUUGAGAUUUGGAAAUAGUGUUUCAGGAUAAGUGGGUUCAGCAAGAAGAAGAAUAAGACAUCUGUGUGAACUAAGGAAGAGUAAUAAUAGGAAGAACCAAAAUAAAAAUAACAAUGUGUCAAUUGCACACUAAUUGGAUCGGUGAAUAAAGAAAAUGUGUGGAUGUAGAUGAGGAGAUUGGAGAAACAAAAGGAAAAGGAACAUCAAGGGGAGAGGAACAUCAGUGGAAUCUGAAGAUCAAGAACCUUUGGAAGUUUUGAGAGCCUCAGGAAACUUUUGGGGAUUUUAGAUAAAUCUAGGAAACUUAUAGGAAUUUUUAAAAUCUUUUGAGAAGGUUAGGAAACAUUUGGGGGUUUUUUCAAAAAUUUUUGGGAAUCUUUGAGAAACCUUUUGGAAAUUCUUGAACUCUGAGGAAAUUUAGACAAAAUUGGGAACCUUAGGAAACUUUUAAGGUUUUUAAAAAUUUUUGAAAAUUUUUGAGAACCUCUGAGAAACCUUUUGGAAAUUCUUGAACUCUUAGAAAAUUCAGAAAAAAUUGGGAACCUUAGAAAAGUUUAAGGGAUUUUUAAAAACUUUUGGGAAGCUUAGGAAAUUUUUAGGGAUUUUUUAAAAUCUUUUGAGAAGCUUAGAAAAUUUUUAGGAACCUUAAAAAACUUUUGAGAAGCUUAGGAAAUUUUUAGGGAUUUUUAAAAACUUUUGAGAAGCUUAGGAAACUUUUAGGGAUUUUUUAAAUCUUUUGGGAAGCUUAGGAAAUUUUUAGGGGUUUUUAAAAACUUAGAAAACCUCUGGGAACCCUUUGGGGACCUUUAGGAGUUUCUUGAACUCUUUGGGAAAUUUAGACAAAAUUGGGAACCUUAGGAAACGUUUAGGAAACUUUUUGGAAAUUCUGGAACUCUUAGAAAACUUUUAGGGUUUUUAAAAAUUUUUGGGAACCUUUGAGAAACCUUUUGGAAAUUCUUGAACUCUUAGAAACUUCAGAAAAAUUGGAAACCUUAGGAAACUUUUAGGGAUUUUUUUUUUACCUCUGAGAAGCUUAGAAAACCUCUGGGAACCCGUUGGGGACCUUUAAUAUCCUUAAGAAAUAUUAGGAAACAUUUCAGAGCCUUAAAAACCUAUGGGAAGCCUCUGGGAAACCUUUAAGAAUCUUAGAAAAACCUUGGAAAACUUCUAGAGAUUUUUGAAACUUUUGGAAACCCGAGAAACCUUUAGGAAAUUCUUAAACUCUUAGAAAAUUUUAGAAAAAAUUGGAAAGCCUUGAAGAACCCUAGGAAGCUUUAAGGGAUUGUUAAAACUUUUGAAAAAAUUGGGAAAUUUUCAAGAACCCAGGAAACUUUUGGAAAUUCUUUGGGAAGUUUCAGGAACCUUUUGGGACCUUCUAGAAUAUCUGAAAAACAUUGCGCCCAGAGAUUUUCAAACACCAAAUCCCAAGUUCUCCAAUCAAAAUUCUAUGUAAAUUCCAGGAUGACGGUUCCGAUUCCUCUCGUCAAUGGUGGGUUGUCGACCCUCGCUUCGAACUCAUCCGCCCAUUCUACUCCUUGCGAGUCUCACCCGUCACACCAGAAGAUUCAGGAACCUAUCGAUGCAGCAUCGAAACCGACCCGCUCUUCUCAACACCAUCCAGCACAUCUGAACAAAAACUUGCCGUGCUAGGUGAGUUAUAAAUCAGGGGAAAAAACACACUUUUGACCAAAAUUAAUGAGUGGCCUGGUCAAAGAGAAAAAAAGUUUAUAAAUUUUUGAGCAACAAUAACUUUGCUCAUUCAAAACUUCUACUAUAAAUUGUGUGGUUAGCGUGUCGAUUUGCAAUUAAUUUUCAAUGAGCACAACAAUUAUGUGUGCAAAAAUUUUUCUUGUUGUCCAAAAUAUGUAUAGUCUAGCAGGUGCAAGGGGAUUAUUUUGAGGAAAAUAAUAAAUAAUUAGAAAUAUUAUUAAUUUCAUUAGGAACAUGACAUGUUCAGGUGAAAAAUCUAAUAAAGGUUUUGCGAGACCAAAAUAAAAUCUCAGGAGAGGGAUUUACUGGUCAUAAAGAUGAGUAUCUUUUCAUUUUUGCGGUGCAGCCAGAAGAACUCGCAGAAUACUAAUGAGAAACACCCGCAAAACUUUCACUUAUCUGAUGUUGUUUGAUUGAUGGUGCAAGGAAUUUUUUUUGGUUUUGAAAUGACCAGAAGCUUUGGGAUUUGUUUUGGGAUUUCGCAAUUAAUUGCGAAAUCUCUUGGAUGGGGAAAAGUUUAGAAAUUACUCUGAAAAUUUGAGAAUUGAAAAUAAAACGUAAUUAUUAUUUUGUGACGUCAGGGGCUUUUGGAAAAUUAUUUUUCUGGGAACUUUAGGAAAGCUUAGGAAACAUUUGGGAAUAUUCAAGAAGUCUAGUAAAUCUUGGGAAAUCUCAGAAAUUUUUUUGGAAACCUUCAGAAUCUUUUGGGAAAUUUCAGAAAAUUUUUGGAAACAUUUUGAAACUUUUUAAAAUCAUCGGAAGUAUUUUGGGAAGUUCGGGAAAUUUUUUGAAAUCUUGGGAAAUCUCAGAAAUUCUUUCGGGAAGCUUAGGGAAAAUUUGGAAAUUUUUGGGGACCUUAGGAAACUAUGGAUAUUUAUUUGAAACUUUUGGAAGCCUUCAGAAACCUUUGGGAAUAUUUGGAAACUUUUGGGGAUUUUUUGAAAGUCUUGAGAUUCUUUUGAAACUUUUAAAAAUCUUUGGAAUUUUUUUGGAAACCUUUGAGAGAUUUUUGAGGGCCUUAGGUAACAUUUGGGAACAUUUGAGAAGUUCAGGACACUUUUUGAAACUUUUUAAAAUAUUCGGAGUUUUUUUUUUGAGACAUUUAAAACCUUUCGGGGACUUUUUGAUACUUUUCAAACUCUUUGGAAUUUUUUAGGGAAGUUUUAAGAAUCCUGGGAACCUUAGGAAAAUUUUUAAGAGCCCUAGGUAAUAUUUGGGAAUAUUUUGGAGCCUUUCCAAAUUUUUUAGAAUAUUGGGAAAAUUUUGGGAACCUUGGGAAAUCUCAGAAACCUUUGGGAAUACUUGGAAACUUUUGGGGAUUUUUUAAAAUUCUUGAGAAUUUUUUGAAACUUUGAAUUUUUUAAAAUAUUCGGAAGUAUUUUGGGAAGUUCAGGAAAUUUUUUGAAAUUUUAGAAAAGCUUAGGAAACUUUUGGGAAUAUUCAGGAAGCUUAGGAAAUUUUUUGAAAUUUUAGAAAAGCCUAGGAAAUUUUGGGAAAUCUCAGCAAAUUUUUGGGAACUUUUUGAAACUUUUUAAAAUAUUCGGAAGUGUUUUGGGUAGUUCAGGAAAUUUUUCGAAAUUUUAGAAAAGCUUAGGAAACUUUUGGGAAGUUCAGGACACUUUUGAUACUUUUCAAAAUCUUUAGAAUUUUUUAGAGAGCUUUUGAAAAUCCUGGGAACCUUAGGAAACUUUUUGAGAGCCUUAGGUAAUAUUUGGGAACAUUUGGGUACCUUAGGAAACUUUUUGAAAGCCUUAGGUAACUUCGGAAUCCUUCGAGACCUUUGGGGUUUUUUUUUAAUUCUGGAGAAUCUUUUGAAACUUUUUAAAAUCUCUGGAAUUUUUUUGGGAAGUUAAAGACAUUUUCGGAAACCUCGGGGAAUCUCAGAGAAAUUUUGGAAAGCUCAAGAAACAUUUUAAAAUAUUCAGGAAGCCUAGGAAAUCUUGGAAAAUCUCAGAGAAUUUUUUGAAAACUUUCCAGAUCUUUUAGAAUAUUCGAAGAUUUUGGGAAGUUCAGGAAACUUUUGAAAAUCUUUGGGGAUUUCUAUUUAAAUUUAAAUUAAUUUUUAAAAAACUCUGUAAAUCUUGCGAACCAUUUCAGUACAAAAAAAUUUUACCAAAAAAUAAAUGAAUAAAUAAAUAAUUUUCACGUGACACGCCUUCAAAUUUCAAGAAAACCCCCCAUUUCUCAAUUUUUCCAGUCCGCCCAGUUGCCCCAUCUUCCCCCGAAGUCAAAGCAGCCACAAAUCACUCAAUAACCCUUGUCUGGACUCACAAUGCCGCCAGAGCUCAUCGACCAAUUCUCCGAUUCCUCAUAUCAGUUCGAGCAAUCACAAACAACUCGAAAUUCAUGUUGCCAGCUCCAUCGAAUGCAACAACUGUGAUUGUUGAUAAUCUGAUUCCCUACACUCUUUAUGCGUUUGCAGUUCAGGCUGAAAAUUCGGCCGGUUUGAGUGAAUUCGGGCCAGAGACAAUUUAUCGAACACUAGGGGAGCCACCAGAAAAUCCGGCGCGAAUCGAAAAAAUUCGAAAUAUUUCAUCGACUUGUGUCGAGAUAACAGUUCAACCACCAGAAGAAAUGACUGCAGAAUUGGAAAAAUAUAUUGUUGAGUUACAGGAAGUCGCAAAUGAAACGAUUGCCAAGAAACAGAUGUAAGUGUUUUUUUCAGAAGAUUUUGAAAAUGAUUUCGAAAUAAGUUUUUUUCAGAUUCGAUAAGCCAACAUCUACACCAUUGGCGAUUUGUGGAUUGAAAUCGGAGACAAAAUAUUUGAUAUCAGUCCAGGCUGACAAUGGAUUUGGGAUAAGUCCAAAAACGACAUCAAUAUUCAAAACUGAGCCAAAUAUUCCGAAUUUGUCACCAACUUCGAUUACAACAGUUCCUGCUGUUGGAAAAGCUGAGAUUACUGUACUUUGGGAUGCUCCACCGCCAGAAAUUGUCAGACUUAUCACUAAAUAUCAUUUGUAUUAUAAGGUUAGUUAGGAUUUCUAGAGAAGCGGCUGCUUGACAUCUAGUUUCUCUAGGCUCGACUGCUUGAGAACUAGUUUCUCUAGGCUCGGCUGCUUGACAACUAGUCCCUUUAGGCUCAGCUGCUUGACAACUAGUUUCUCUAGGCUCAGUUGCUUGACAACUAGUCUCUUUAGGCUCGGCUGCUUGAAAACUAGUUUCCCUAGGCUCAGAUGCUUGAAAACAAGGCUAACAAGUCUCGGCUGCUUGACAACUAGUUUCUCUAGGCUCGAAUGCUUGACAACUAGUUUCUCUAGGCUCGGCUGCUUGAAAUAUAGUUUCUCUAGGCUCGGCUGCUUGAAAACUAGUUUCUCUAGGCUCGGCUGCUUGACAACUAGUUUCUCUAGGCUCGGCUGCUUGACCAUCAGUUUCUCUAGGCUCGGCUGCUUGACAACAAGGCUAACAAGGCUCGGCUGCUUGAAAACUAGGCUAACAAGGCUCGGCUGCUUGACAACUAGUUUCUCUAGGCUCGGCUGCUUGACCAUCAGUUUCUCUAGGCUCGGCUGCUUGACAACAAGGCUAACAAGGCUCGGCUGCUUGAAAACUAGGCUAACAAGGCUCGGCUGCUUGACAACUAGUUUCUCUAGGCUCGGCUGCUUGACAACUAGUUUAUCUAGGCUCAGCUGCUUGAAAACUAGUUUCUCUAGGCUCGGCUGCUUGACAACUAAAUUCUCUAGGCUCGGCUGCUUGAAAACUAGUUUCUCUAGGCUCGACUGCUUGACAACUAGUUUCUCUAGGCUCGACUGCUUCAAAACUAGUUUCUCUAGGCUCGACUGCUUGAAAACUAGUUUCUCUAGGCUCGGCUUCUUGACAACUAGUUUCUCUCGGCUCGGAUGCUUGACAACUAGUUUCUCUAGGCUCGGCUGCUUGACAACUAGUUUAUCUAGGCUCAGCUGCUUGACAACUAAAUUCUCUAGGCUCGGCUGCUUGGCGAAUACAAUCUUAAUUUUGUUUAGAAUUCCAAAAAUCACCAAAAUAAUUUUUUGUAGAGCGAAUCCGACAGUCAAUGGAAAAUGGAAAACCUAAAUCUGAACAAAAACAGCGGUCACUCAAAAAAGUUCAAAUAUCGUCUAGUGGGCCUCGAUCAAAACACAAUAUACCGUGUUCGAAUUUCAGCAUCAACUGAAAAAGGCGAAGGCCUUCCAAGUGUUGACAGCCUAAUCCGAACUGAUAUUGAACAACCGGGAAUUGUUGUCUUGAAAGAUGUGAAUUAUGAUUGUGGGAGGGGUGUCAAAUUGACAUGGAACUAUGAUACAACUCACAGGUAUUUGUAGAUUUUUUUAAUUUCUAGAUUUUUUGAAUUGUUUUUCCAGUGCUCCAACAUUUACAAUAAAAAUGAUGAAUCGAACAACAACUUUGCAAUUCAAUACAACACAAAAAUCAAUCGAUAUUCCAAGUUUGGCACUUUAUGAAGAGUAUGCUGUUAGUAUUGGUGUUAUCGAUCGAAGCAAAUUGGAUAAUUCGACGAUUUUGUAUGGGAAGUAUAGUGAAAAUUAUAGGAUUAUUUUGAAAGGUUCGGGGUUUUUGGGGAUUUUAAGCAUUCGAGUCCAAAAGUAAAAUGAAAUUAUUAUUUUGUGACGUCAAACUUGAAGUUUUCAUUGAGGAACUUUGGAAAAUUUCUGCGGACUUUAGGGAAGCUUAGAAAACAUUUGGGAAUAUUCAGGAAGCCUAGGAAAUCUUGGGAGAUCUCAGAGAACUUUUGGAAAACUUCAAAAGCUUUUGGGAAUAUUUGGAAACCUUUGAGGAUUUUUUGAAAGUAUUGAGAAUCUUUUGAAACUUUUUAAAAUCUUUGGAAUCAUUUUGGAAAGUUCGGAAACCUUUGAGAGAUUUUUGAAUCUUUUCCAGAUAUUUUAGAUCAUUCGGAAACUUUUGAAAGUAUUCAGAAACCCUGGGAAAUCUGAGAAAAAAUUUCGAAAACUUUCCAGAUUUUUUAGAAUUUUCGGAAACUUCUGGAUAUAUUUUUAGACCUUUUGGAAUCUUAGGAACCCUUUCAGAACUUUUAAAAUGAAAGUAUCUUAUAAAUAUUUGGCAAUGUUUCUCAGAAGAGCCCAAAAAAGAGCCCAAAAAUUUCCAGACGAAUGCGCCUAUCAAUCUUCAAUCUGCUCGAUUGGUGAAAAAUGCUCAAAACUAACUCAAAACGCAGAGAGCCCUAAACUCAUUUCAAUUAUAAUUGUCACAUUUUCGGUGAUUCUAUUCAUGGUGAUUUGCAUGAUUAUUGCACAUUUUGCGAGAGGAUCUAUGAAUUUGAAACAUUUGUUGAAGAAGAAAAAAGAGAAAUGUGUUUAUUUGGAGGAAAUUAGUCCGCUGGUUUAUGGUGGGUUUUAGGACAAAAUAUUUGAUUUUUAGGGACGAAAUUCAACUGAAAAUUAGGAUAUUUAGAGAAAAAUAUUUUUGAUCUUGAUCUACCAGAAAAAUGAUCAUUACACAGUUUUACGAAUUUCCAAUUUUUGCCACGUCAUACCUCAUGUUCAAAAUCGGUAGAUCAAAUACUUCUGUAAAAUUGCUACAGUAACCUGAACUUUUAGAAAGUGUUUCUAAGUUUCUAGAAAAAACUUUUUAUUUACAGUAACUCUAUUUUUUAAUUUUUUUCUAGGCUCGGCUGCUUGACAAUUAGUUUCUCUAGGCUCGGCUGCUUGACAAUUAGUUUCUCUAGGCUCGGCUGCUUGAAAACUAGUUUCUCUAGGCUCGGCUGCUUGAAAACUAGUUUCUCUAGGCUCGGCUGCUUGAAAACUAGUUUCUCUAGGCUCGGCUGCUUGAAAACUAGUUUCUCUAGGCUCGGCUGCUUGAAAACUAGUUUCUCUAGGCUCGGCUGCUUGAAAACUAGUUUCUCUAGGCUCGGCUGCUUGAAAACUAGUUUCUCUAGGCUCGGCUGCUUGAAAACUAGUUUCUCUAGGCUCGGCUGCUUGAAAACUAGUUUCUCUAGGCUCGGCUGCUUGAAAACUAGUUUCUCUAGGCUCGGCUGCUUGAAAACUAGUUUCUCUAGGCUCGGCUGCUUGAAAACUAGUUUCUCUAGGCUCGGCUGCUUGAAAACUAGUUUCUCUAGGCUCGGCUGCUUGAAAACUAGUUUCUCUAGGCUCGGCUGCUUGAAAACUAGUUUCUCUAGGCUCGGCUGCUUGACAACUAGUUUCUCUAGGCUCGGCUGCUUGACAACUAGUUUCUCUAGGCUCGGCUGCUUGACAACUAGUUUCUCUAGGCUCGGCUGCUUGACAACUAGUUUCUCUAGGCUCGGCUGCUUGAAAACUAGUUUCUCUAGGCUCGGCUGCUUGACAACUAGUUUCUCUAGGCUCGGCUGCUUGAAAACUAGUUUUUCUAGGCUCGGCUGCUUGACAACUAGUUUCUCUAGGCUCGGCUGCUUGACAACUAGUUUCUCUAGGCUCGGCUGCUUGACAACUAGUUUCUCUAGGCUCGGCUGCUUGACAACUAGUUUCUCUAGGCUCGGCUGCUUGAAAACUAGUUUCUCUAGGCUCGGCUGCUUGAAAACUAGUUUCUCUAGGCUCGGCUGCUUGAAAACUAGUUUUUCUAGACUCGGCUGCUUGACAACUAGUUUCUCUAGGCUCGACUGCUUGAAAACUAGUUUCUCUAGGCUCCGCUGCUUGACAACUAGUUUCUCUAGGCUCGGCUGCUUGACAACGAGUUUCUCUAGGCUCGGCUGCUUGAAAACUAGUUUCUCUAGGCUCGGCUGCUUGAAAACUAGUUUCUCUAGGCUCCGCUGCUUGACAACUAGUUUCUCUAGGCUCGGCUGCUUGACAACGAGUUUCUCUAGGCUCGGCUGCUUGAAAACUAGUUUCUCUAGGCUCGACUGCUUGAAAACUAGUUUCUCUAGGCUCCGCUGCUUGACAACUAGUUUCUCUAGGCUCGGCUGCUUGACAACGAGUUUCUCUAGGCUCGGCUGCUUGAAAACUAGUUUCUCUAGGCUCGGCUGCUUGAAAACUAGUUUCUCUAGGCUCCGCUGCUUGACAACUAGUUUCUCUAGGCUCGGCUGCUUGACAACUAGUUUCUCUAGGCUCGGCUGCUUGACAACUAGUUUCUCUAGGCUCGGCUGCUUGACCAUCAGUUUCUCUAGGCUCGGCUGCUUGACAACAAGGCUAACAAGGCUCGGCUGCUUGAAAACUAGGCUAACAAGGCUCGGCUGCUUGACAACUAGUUUCUCUAGGCUCGGCUGCUUGACAACUAGUUUAUCUAGGCUCAGCUGCUUGACAACUAGUUUCUCUAGGCUCGGCUGCUUGACAACUAGUUUCUCUAGGCUCGGCUGCUUGACAACUAGUUUCUCUAGGCUCGGCUGCUUGAAAACUAGUUUCUCUAGGCUCGGCUGCUUGAAAACUAGUUUCUCUAGGCUCGGCUGCUUGAAAACUAGUUUUUCUAGACUCGGCUGCUUGACAACUAGUUUCUCUAGGCUCGACUGCUUGAAAACUAGUUUCUCUAGGCUCCGCUGCUUGACAACUAGUUUCUCUAGGCUCGGCUGCUUGACAACGAGUUUCUCUAGGCUCGGCUGCUUGAAAACUAGUUUCUCUAGGCUCGGCUGCUUGAAAACUAGUUUCUCUAGGCUCCGCUGCUUGACAACUAGUUUCUCUAGGCUCGGCUGCUUGACAACGAGUUUCUCUAGGCUCGGCUGCUUGAAAACUAGUUUCUCUAGGCUCGACUGCUUGAAAACUAGUUUCUCUAGGCUCCGCUGCUUGACAACUAGUUUCUCUAGGCUCGGCUGCUUGACAACGAGUUUCUCUAGGCUCGGCUGCUUGAAAACUAGUUUCUCUAGGCUCGGCUGCUUGAAAACUAGUUUCUCUAGGCUCCGCUGCUUGACAACUAGUUUCUCUAGGCUCGGCUGCUUGACAACUAGUUUCUCUAGGCUCGGCUGCUUGACAACUAGUUUCUCUAGGCUCGGCUGCUUGAAAACUAGUUUCUCUAGGCUCGGCUGCUUGAAAACUAGUUUCUCUAGGCUCGGCUGCUUGAAAACUAGUUUUUCUAGACUCGGCUGCUUGACAACUAGUUUCUCUAGGCUCGACUGCUUGAAAACUAGUUUCUCUAGGCUCCGCUGCUUGACAACUAGUUUCUCUAGGCUCGGCUGCUUGACAACGAGUUUCUCUAGGCUCGGCUGCUUGAAAACUAGUUUCUCUAGGCUCGGCUGCUUGAAAACUAGUUUUUCUAGACUCGGCUGCUUGAAAACUAGUUUCUCUAGGCUCGGCUGCUUGAAAACUAGUUUCUCUAGGCUCGGCUGCUUGACAACUAGUUUCUCUAGGCUCGGCUGCUUGACAACGAGUUUCUCUAGGCUCGGCUGCUUGAAAACUAGUUUCUCUAGGCUCGGCUGCUUGAAAACUAGUUUUUCUAGACUCGGCUGCUUGACAACUAGUUUCUCUAGGCUCCACUGCUUGAAAACUAGUUUCUCUAGGCUCCGCUGCUUGACAACUAGUUUCUCUAGGCUCGACUGCUUGAAAACUAGUUUCUCUAGGCUCCGCUGCUUGACAACUAGUUUCUCUAGGCUCGACUGCUUGAAAACUAGUUUUUCUAGGCUCGGCUGCUUGAAAACUAGUUUCUCUAGGCUCGGCUGCUUGAAAACUAGUUUUUCUAGACUCGGCUGCUUGACAACUAGUUUCUCUAGGCUCGACUGCUUGAAAACUAGUUUCUCUAGGCUCCGCUGCUUGACAACUAGUUUCUCUAGGCUCGGCUGCUUGACAACGAGUUUCUCUAGGCUCGGCUGCUUGAAAACUAGUUUCUCUAGGCUCGGCUGCUUGAAAACUAGUUUUUCUAGACUCGGCUGCUUGACAACGAGUUUCUCUAGGCUCGGCUGCUUGAAAACUAGUUUCUCUAGGCUCGGCUGCUUGAAAACUAGUUUCUCUAGGCUCCGCUGCUUGACAACUAGUUUCUCUAGGCUCGGCUGCUUGAAAACUAGUUUUUCUAGGCUCGGCUGCUUGAAAACUAGUUUCUCUAGGCUCGACUGCUUGAAAACUAGUUUUUCUAGGCUCGGCUGCUUGAAAACUAGUUUCUCUAGGCUCGGCUGCUUGAAAACUAGUUUUUCUAGACUCGGCUGCUUGACAACUAGUUUCUCUAGGCUCGACUGCUUGAAAACUAGUUUCUCUAGGCUCCGCUGCUUGACAACUAGUUUCUCUAGGCUCGGCUGCUUGACAACGAGUUUCUCUAGGCUCGGCUGCUUGAAAACUAGUUUCUCUAGGCUCGGCUGCUUGAAAACUAGUUUUUCUAGACUCGGCUGCUUGAAAACUAGUUUCUCUAGGCUCGGCUGCUUGAAAACUAGUUUCUCUAGGCUCGGCUGCUUGACAACUAGUUUCUCUAGGCUCGGCUGCUUGACAACGAGUUUCUCUAGGCUCGGCUGCUUGAAAACUAGUUUCUCUAGGCUCGGCUGCUUGAAAACUAGUUUCUCUAGGCUCCGCUGCUUGACAACUAGUUUCUCUAGGCUCGGCUGCUUGAAAACUAGUUUCUCUAGGCUCGGCUGCUUGAAAACUAGUUUUUCUAGACUCGGCUGCUUGAAAACUAGUUUCUCUAGGCUCGGCUGCUUGAAAACUAGUUUCUCUAGGCUCGGCUGCUUGACAACUAGUUUCUCUAGGCUCGGCUGCUUGACAACGAGUUUCUCUAGGCUCGGCUGCUUGAAAACUAGUUUUUCUAGACUCGGCUGCUUGACAACUAGUUUCUCUAGGCUCGGCUGCUUGACAACGAGUUUCUCUAGGCUCGGCUGCUUGAAAACUAGUUUCUCUAGGCUCGGCUGCUUGAAAACUAGUUUCUCUAGGCUCCGCUGCUUGACAACUAGUUUCUCUAGGCUCGGCUGCUUGAAAACUAGUUUCUCUAGGCUCCGCUGCUUGACAACUAGUUUCUCUAGGCUCGACUGCUUGAAAACUAGUUUCUCUAGGCUCCGCUGCUUGACAACUAGUUUCUCUAGGCUCGGCUGCUUGAAAACUAGUUUCUCUAGGCUCGGCUGCUUGACAACGAGUUUCUCUAGGCUCGGCUGCUUGAAAACUAGUUUCUCUAGGCUCGGCUGCUUGAAAACUAGUUUUUCUAGACUCGGCUGCUUGACAACUAGUUUCUCUAGGCUCGGCUGCUUGACAACUAGUUUCUCUAGGCUCGGCUGCUUGAAAACUAGUUUCUCUAGGCUCGGCUGCUUGACAACUAGUUUCUCUAGGCUCGGCUGCGCUCGACUGUAACCUGAACUUUUAGAAUUUUCUAAAAAAAUCUUUUUAUUCACAUUAACUCUAUUUUAUCUGAAAAUAUAUGUAAUCUUGUCUGGAAUUUCAGAAUUUAUGAAAAUCUUAAUUUCAGCCUAACCUACUUAAUUUUCAGAUUCAAAUGGUCAUGAAGAUAUCCCGGUUGAACUAUUCUACGGAUAUGUCGAAGAUCUGCGACGAAACAAUGAUGCAAAAUUCAAAUCACAAUUCGACCAAGUCGAAAAUGCUGAAACCGAUUCCACAGAUUCAAUUCAAUCUUCCAACGUUGAAAAUCUCAACAAAAAUCGAUAUAUGAAUAUUGGAGCGAAUGAAAAUACGAGAAUUCGAUUGAACGCGUUGGAUGGUUCGGAUUAUAUUAAUGCGAAUUAUAUUGAUGUGAGUUAUCCCAAAGAAAACUGAAACCUGAAAUCAAAUUUUUCAGUCUUGUGAGGAGAGAAACGCUUACAUCGCAACACAAGCUCCGCUACCCUCAACGUUUUCCGAUUUUUGGAAUAUGGUUUGGCAGGAAAGAAGUAAUGUAAUUGUUUGUAUUACAAAUAUGAUUGAAGAAGGAAAACGAAAAUGUGAUCAAUAUUGGCCAAAUUCCAUUGAUUCUCCACAAAUUUAUGGAGGUCAUCAGGUCACACUUCUUUCCGAAUCUUCAAAUUCACAUUUUAUUCAUCGAGUUUUGGAUUUGAAGAUUGUUGGAAGUCUUCCGAUUGUGGAAAGGAAAGUGCAUCAAUUACAUUUUCUAAGUUGGCCGGAUCAUGGAGUUCCAACAUCGGUGAUGCCACUUUUGAACUUCAUCCAUUAUACAUCGGAUAUUCCAUCAACUGGUCCACAAAUUGUACAUUGUAGCGCGGGAGUUGGAAGAAGUGGAUCAUACAUUCUGAUUGAUAGUAUUCGAAGACAUUUGAUAAAUUUCCGGAGAUUGAAUGUGAUUGGACAUUUAUAUCAUAUGCGAAGACAACGUGAUCAUUUGGUGCAGACUUUGGAGCAAUUUAUAUUUUGUCAUGAAGCGAUUCGACAAUUGAUUCGGCAUGGGAUUACACGAGUGCAUUCCGAUCUUUUUAUGAGAUAUUUGCAUUAUUUGUCGGAGGAGAAUGUGAAAAAUGGGAAGACUCGGAUGCAAUUACAGUAUGAGGUUGGAAUUUUUUUUACUUACUACUGAUUCAGGUCGAGAAAAAAAAAAAAAAAAAUUUUUUAACAAAAAUUUUCGAAUUUUUUAAAUUUUUCUAUUUCGCAGCGAAAAUUUUUGUACAAAAAUGUUUUUUUUGAAUCACCAAAACCCUUUUGCGCAACGAAAAAAAUGUGCAUUUGUGCGUCGCCGUGUUUGCACACAACUGCGCGAUACAGUAGCCUCCUGCCACACAAAUUAUUAUCGAAAAUCUCAUCGGUACCACGCGAUCCACCGAAAUAAACACGCAACGCAGACCGCGCCGCACCACAACACACACAAAUAAGGGAACUAUUCAAAUUCCCUCCCUUUUUGUGUGUGUUGUGGCGCGGCGCGGUCUGCGUUGCGUGUUUAUUUCGGUGGAGCGCGUGGAGUGCCGAUGAGAUUUUCGAUAAUAUUCUUUGCAACAGGGCGCACAUUGUUGCGUGGCCGAGUUUUGUUCUUUUGAUAUUUCUAGGCCACAAUCACGCUCCAAACUUCAAUCCAAAAAAUAUUUAUCACUAGGAACCCAAAAAGAAACCUGAAUUCUAAUUUUCCAGGAUAUUUGUGAAUGCCGCCAUGCUCCGCCUUGCUCAAUCGAUGAAAAUUUCCUAAUCCUCCCCGGAUAUCAUCGAUUAGACGAAUUUAUUGUUGGCAAAUGGCCAAUCGAAAAUGAAGAAAUGUGGAGAUUAUGUUGGAAAAAAGACAUUCAAACAAUUGUUCUCAUCGGAGAUUCUUCGAAUUUUUGGAAGAAAAUUGAGAAAGUCGACUCAAUGGAUCUGUUAUUCUCACAAACUGAUGAGAGUUUUGUGAAUGUUUCGAAUGUGGAGAAAAAAAUGGAUAUAAAAAUAAUCAAUAUUUCACAAGAAUCACUUCAAUCUGAUAUUUGGCUGGAAAUUGAGAAUAUUCAAAAACUUCGAACUGGUUCACAUACAUCUCCACUUUUAUUGAUCUCCCCAGCUGAUCUCGAAUUACCGGUGACAAUUAGCACAUUAACCACUUUGGCUUGUCAAUUAGAAACUACUGGAUGUAUUGAUAUUGUACAAGUUUUGUCGGCUUAUUCUCAAAUUCAAUGUGGAUUGUUUUCUAAUAAGGUUGGUUUUUGAUUCAAUUCAAGUUAGAGCUCCCCCUGAAAUUUAUUUUUUUCCAGAUUCAAAUCGAUUUGAUUUAUCGAAUGAUUAGUGUUUUGGUCGGUGGAACACGUGUUUAA
Caenorhabditis angaria is the source of this 18412-nucleotide messenger RNA. The record is from the annotation of a GenBank genome assembly. NCBI's taxonomy places the organism in Eukaryota, Metazoa, Nematoda, Chromadorea, Rhabditida, Rhabditidae.